Messenger RNA from Candida tropicalis MYA-3404, 648 nucleotides. RefSeq lists its product as uncharacterized. The transcript has a single exon. The record is from RefSeq and is a predicted model, not a curated record. Lineage: Eukaryota; Fungi; Ascomycota; Pichiomycetes; Serinales; Debaryomycetaceae. Bases 1 to 648 code for a protein of 215 amino acids.
AUGGUUUUGAAGAAUUCAAAAUGGGAUAAGAAAGCUAAAUAUAAGUAUAUGAAGAAACAUGAUAUACUUCCUAAGAAAAACAAAAAUGAUAAUGAAGAAAAUCAAGGAUUGUCACGUCCGAAAUGGAGUUCAAAGAAAAAGACAAUUGAUAAUCAAGAAAAGAUAAUUCUUGAAGAUUCAGAAGAUGAAUGGGAUUCUGAUGUUGAUGAAGCUUUAAUUAAUCAUUUUUAUCCACAAUUAUCUGAAAAUGAAGAAUUAACAAUUGAACAAAAAAUCAAAAUCAAACAACAAAUUUUAACUGAUAUUGCACAACAACAGGAACAAGAAGAAAACAGUGAUUCACAUGAUGAAACAGAAGAAGAAUUAGAUGGGAUAUACCUUGGAUCUGAGGAGAAUAAACACAAAGAAAUGAAAAGUGAAUCUAAAGAACCUGCUAAAUUCAACCUUCAAGAAUUCAUGGAUAAUCUUGAAAUUAAACCAAAAAAGAAUAGAAAAAUGUUGAAGAAUAAAAUGUCUGAUAAUUUCUUAGAAGAUUAUGGAUUGACUAGUUAUAAAGAUUUAAAUAGAAAUCAAGAUGAUUAUAAUGAUUUAUACAUUAAGAAACAACAAGAGAAAAUAAAGUCUAGUAUAAAUUAUAUUCCCAAAUGA